Messenger RNA from Peromyscus californicus insignis, 2301 nucleotides. RefSeq names its product acyl-CoA binding domain containing 4 (gene Acbd4). Gene Ontology annotation, biological process: fatty acid metabolic process. The record is from RefSeq and is a predicted model, not a curated record. The transcript has 9 exons. Gene Ontology annotation, molecular function: fatty-acyl-CoA binding. NCBI's taxonomy places the organism in Eukaryota, Metazoa, Chordata, Mammalia, Rodentia, Cricetidae. The coding region runs from base 449 to 1330 and encodes 293 amino acids.
GCUUCAUUUUAGUCUCGCUUGGCGUCCCGCCCUAUUCCUGCCCCUCUGGACCCAGAGGUCAAUCGGAAACCCCUGGUUAGUGGUGAGAAGAGGACCCCGGUGUCCCGGCAGUGGGCGCCCAAGGGAAUUGGAAAUGGGCAGCCUAGAGAGGUGCAUCUGGGGACGCGAAUGGCUCUGAGACCCUUGCCACCUGCUUUCCUCCCACCCAUGGCCACGCUGGUGGUCCUCGCCACUCUGGGUCCGUUGACGCUGCCUUGAGGUAGGAGAAGGACCCUCCUCAGCUCAACUUCUGGCUUCCUGGGGUAGCGCUCAAGUCUUGGGACUUGGUUUGCCUCUCUGGGAACUGGACCAGUGGCUCACAGUGCCACCGUGGACCGUGAGGCCUGGUCACACUGACACUCGAUCUUGCAGAGUUGCUCCAAAGUAGGACUCCAGAGUUCAGAGCAGCAUGGGCACUGAGAAGGAAGAGCCCGACUGCCAGAAACAGUUCCAGGCAGCGGUCAGCGUCAUUCAGAACCUGCCUAAGAAUGGCUCUUACCGCCCCUCCUAUGAAGAGAUGCUGCGAUUCUACAGCUACUACAAGCAGGCUACCAUGGGGCCCUGCUUGGUUCCCCGGCCUGGGUUCUGGGACCCCAUUGGACGUUACAAGUGGGAUGCCUGGAACAGCCUGGGCAAGAUGAGCAGGAGGGAAGCCAUGUCCGCCUACAUCUCUGAGAUGAAGCUGGUUGCACAAAAGGUGAUCGACACAGUGCCCCUGGGCGAGGUGGCAGAGGAUAUGUUUGGUUAUUUCGAGCCCCUGUACCAGGUGAUCCCUGACAUGCCGAGGCCCCCAGACACCUUCCUGAGAAGGGUUGCAGAUUGGAAAGAGCCAGUGCUGCAUAGAGACGAUCAGACCGCUCCAGAGCCUUCUUGCUUCCCCAAGGAGCCAGUGCCUCCAAGUCCAGAGUCCCCGCCACCCAGGGACUUGGAGCUGGAGGUUUUCUGUGACUCCCUGGAGCAGCUAGAACCAGAGUUGAUGAGACCGUCUCUCUUGUCCCCUGUUCCCGCUGUGCCAGAGCUGCCCCGCCUCCACCCUGAGACCUGGGACUCAUCUCAGCAGGUUUGGGCAGAGCAGAGGGGAGCAGCUGGCAGAGAGCUGGACACCAGAAGCAGCCCCGAGCCCCCCAGUGAGAAAGAGGGGUUGGAAGGCAGCCUGAUGGGGCCCCAGGAAUUGGACAGAUGGCUGGUGGGGACAGUCCGGGCCAUGCAGGAAAGUAUGAGCAAUGUCCAGAGGAGACUGCAGAGCCUGGAGAGCAAGCCCCAGCCACGUGAGCAGGGUUUCUCUAUGUAGUUUUGGUGCCUGUCCUGGAUCUCGCUCUGUAGCCCAGGCUGGCCUCGAACUCACAGAGAUCCACCUGGCUCUGCCUCCCGAGUGCUGGGAUUAAAGGCGUGCGCCACCACCGGCCGGCUUACACUCCUAUUCUAAGUAUGCUUUUGUGGUGUUUUCAUUUGUCUUGUGUGAGACAGGGACUCAAGCCUAGGCUGGUCGGGGACUCAGUAUGUAGCCCAGGCUGCUCUUCUGGUAAUCCGCCUGUCUCAGGCUUGGGUGUGCUGGGAUUACAGACAUGAGCCACUCUGCCUGGCCGCCUAACUGUUUUGUUUUGUUUUUCUUUGCUUUUUUGGGUUUCUCUGUGUGUCCCUGGCUGUCCUGGAACUAGCCCUGUAGACCAGGCAGGCCUCGAACUCACAGAGCUCCUCCUGCCUCUACCUCCCGAGUGCUGGGAUUAAAGGCAUGUGCCACCACCGCCCCACUGGGCUAAAUGUUUUAUAUUUUUAUUUUAUUUUAUUUUAUUUUAUUUUGGUUUUUCGAGACAGGUUUUCUCUGUGUAGCUUUGUACCUUUCCUGGGACUCACUUGGUAGCCCAGGCUGGCCUCGAACUCAUAGAGAUCCUCCUGGCUCUGCCUCCCGAGUGCUGGGAUUAAAGGCGUGCGCCACCACCGCCCGGCUAUUUAUUUAUUUUUUAUUUUAUUUCGAGACAGGGUUUCUCUGUGUAGUUUUGGUGCCUGUCCUGAAUCUCGCUCUGUAGCCCAGGCUGGCGUCGAACUCACAGAGAUCCGCCUGGCUCUGCCUCCCCAGUGCUGGGAUUAAAGGCGUGCGCCACCACCGCCCGGCUUUUUCAGGUUUUUUUUGAGACAGAGUUUCUCUUUGUAAUAGCUCUGGCUGUCCUGGAACUCACUUUAUAGACCAGGCUGGCUUCAAACUCACAGAGAUCCACCUGCCUCUGCCUCCCAAGUGCUGGGAUAAAGGAGUACGCCACCCCC